GAUAGUUUUUAUGUCAGCUUGACAGAAGCUGGUGGCAUCUGAAAGAAGGGGACAAAAAAUUUUAAGAAUAUGCCUCCAAGGCUGGAGAGAUGGCUCAGCAGUUAAGAGCACGGUCUGCUCUUCCAGAGGUCCUGAGUUCAAAUCUCAGCAACCACAUGGUGGCUCACAACCAUCUAUAAUGGUUUCUGAUGCCCUCUUCUGGUGUAUCUGAAGAGAAACAAGUAUUAUACUUACAUAUAAUAAAUAAGUAAAUCUUUUCUAAAAAAAAGAAAAAGGAAAAAAAAAGAAAAUGUCUCCAAAAGAUCAGCCUGUGGGCAAGCCUGUAGGGCAUUUCCUUUUCUUUCUUUUUCUGUUUUAUUAAUUAGUUAAUUAAUUAUUACAUUAUUGUUAGUAUUAGUAUUAUUAUCAUUUUAGUUAUUUGAGACAAGGUUUCUCUGUAUAGACUGGAACUCACUCUGUAGACCAGGCUAGCCUCAAACUCAGAGAUCUGUCUGCAUCUACCUCCUAAGUGCUAGAUGUAAAGGUAUGCACUACCACUGCACAGCUACUUGGGCAAAAAAAAUUCUUAAUUUGUGAUUGAUGUGGGAGGGCCCAGCCUAUUCUAGGUAGUCCAACCCCUGGACUGGCGGUCCACCUGUAAGGCUGAGCAAGCCAGUAAGCAGCGUCCCUCCACGGCUUCUGCAUCAGCUCCUGCCUCCAGGUUCCUGCCUCAGUGAUGAGCUGAAAAUUUGCACACGUAAACCUUUAACUCCCCACUUGCUUUUUGGUCAUGGUGUUUUGAGGCGAAUCUGCCCAGUGUGGUAUCAAAUUAGAACCAGAGGGACCCCAAAGUAAAUGCCCUGGUUACAUUGUCAAAGACAGAGAAACACGUUGAAGCAGGACUGUGGUGGUGCAGGCCUUUAAUCCCAGCACUCUGGAGGCAGACCUGCGGGUGGAUCUCUGUAAAUUCAGGGCCUGGUCUAUAGAGCCAGUUCCAGGAUAGCCAAGGCUACACAGAGAAACCCUGUCUGAAAAAGUAAAACCAAGCCAAAAAAAAAAAAUUAAAAAAAUUAAACAAAAACAAAACCCAAAGAGAAUAAAGUAAGAAAACCCAUACCAGUAUCUUAGGAAUACAGUGGUUCCCUAAGGCAUCAUUCUAAGAGCAGGUUUCGGAAGCUGUUUUAAUACGUUCGAGUAUUCAUCAAACAACGUCUCAUGAAGAAAACUGAAAAUUUUAACCACGGGGCAGAGGGACAGAGGGACAGAGGCAGGAACAACUGGUUUUUGUGGCUAGAGGCUUUUAAGAAAAGGAAGAAAUAAAGAAAAUUAAAACGAAGAACGUUAAGUUCAGGCCCGCUAGGGUUUUAUCUCAUUCUGAUUCCAAUCUGGAAGGAAGCAAGCCCAGGCUUGGCCCUGAGCCAGGCUGGGAGAUGGAGGGCAGAUCAGGCUCCAUGCACGGUGGCAGCCCCCGGGGAGGUGGCAGGGAGCUGGCCUUGGUGUGGCUCGGCGGGCCCGGGCAGAGUUGUAGCCUGCAGAUGUCCAGCCUUCCAGCCACCAAGUGUUGGGGACCCAAGUAGCACCUGUCGCGUCGACCGGGUCCCCCCCCCCCCCCCCCCCCGGCCACUUCUACUACUGAGCACGCGCUCUGUGCAGGAUCUGUCAUUGGCUCCUGCAACUCUCCAGCCCUGCCUAAGAAGGCUGCAGCUUGCCUGUCCUGCUGAUUGGCCUGGAGGCUUUCAUGCGAGACUCUGAUUGGUCAGUGAGGCUCACGCCCUCUCUCCUUGGGUCAUACCAUAAGGAGAGGAGACGAGGAGAAGAGAGUAUCAUUUCAGGGCUUUUCUGCUGCAUUCUCUUGACCCGCAGUCCACAGUAGCAAUUUUGAUGUUAAAUACAGCUGAUGUUUAUUGACAGAGGGGGAAGGGUACCCGAGGAGGGGCCCCGAAGGAGGUGGACCGGGCGAUGCUGCGCCUCCCGCAGAGGUAGUGCGCUCCGGGCUUGUCUAGUCCAGCCCGGUGGGGCUGACUCUGAGCUUCCCACAGCUGCGCAAGACUGUUAAGAGUCUCCGCGAUGCUGCCGCUGCCGUCGCUCCGCCGAUCCCUGCUGUCCCAUGCCUGGAGGGGCGCUGGGCUACGAUGGAAGCACACCUCCUCUCUGAAGGUGACCAAUGAGCCCAUCUUAGCAUUCUCUCAGGGAAGCCCCGAGCGGGAUGCACUGCAGAAGGCUCUGAAGGACCUGAAGGGCCAGAUGGAAGCCAUCCCCUGCGUUGUCGGGGACGAGGAGGUGUGGACCUCCGAUAUACAGUACCAGUUGUCGCCCUUUAACCAUGCACACAAGGUGGCCAAGUUCUGCUAUGCUGAUAAGGCCUUGCUCAACAGAGCCAUCGAUGCUGCCUUGGCUGCCAGGAAAGAGUGGGACCUGAAGCCCAUGGCAGACCGGGCCCAGGUCUUCCUGAAGGCGGCAGAUAUGCUGAGUGGGCCCCGAAGGGCGGAAGUCCUUGCCAAGACCAUGGUGGGACAGGGCAAGACCGUGAUCCAAGCAGAGAUCGAUGCUGCAGCCGAACUCAUCGACUUCUUCAGGUUCAACGCAAAGUUCGCCGUGGAACUGGAGGGGGAACAGCCCAUCAGUGUGCCACCCAGCACCAACCACACGGUGUACCGGGGACUGGAGGGCUUCGUGGCGGCCAUCUCUCCCUUCAACUUCACCGCGAUUGGAGGCAACCUGGCAGGCGCUCCGGCCUUAAUGGGCAACGUGGUUCUGUGGAAGCCCAGUGACACUGCCAUGCUGGCUAGCUACGCCGUCUACCGCAUCCUCCGGGAGGCCGGCUUGCCCCCCAACAUAAUCCAGUUUGUGCCAGCCGACGGGCCAACCUUCGGGGACACAGUCACCAGCUCAGAGCACCUUUGUGGCAUCAAUUUUACAGGCAGUGUCCCCACCUUCAAACACCUGUGGAGGCAGGUGGCCCAGAACCUGGACCGGUUCCGUACCUUCCCACGCUUGGCUGGAGAGUGUGGCGGGAAGAAUUUCCAUUUUGUGCACAGCUCGGCCGACGUGGACAGCGUGGUGAGCGGGACGCUGCGCUCGGCAUUCGAGUACGGCGGCCAGAAGUGCUCAGCCUGCUCGCGCCUCUACGUGCCGAAGUCGCUGUGGCCGCAGAUCAAAGGGCGACUGCUGGAGGAACACAGCAGGAUCAAAGUGGGGGAUCCUGCAGAGGACUUUGGGACCUUCUUCUCCGCAGUGAUUGAUGCCAAGGCCUUUGCUCGCAUUAAGAAGUGGUUGGAGCAUGCACGUUCCUCGCCCAGCCUCAGCAUCCUGGCAGGGGGCCAGUGUAACGAGUCAGUGGGUUACUACGUGGAACCAUGUAUCAUUGAGAGCAAGGACCCACAGGAACCCAUCAUGAAGGAGGAGAUCUUCGGUCCUGUGUUGACAGUAUAUGUGUACCCAGAUGAUAAAUACAGAGAGACGCUGCAGCUGGUUGACAGCACUACCAGCUAUGGCCUCACGGGGGCAGUGUUCGCCCAGGAUAACCACUCUGUCUGCCGCUGAUGGACGUGCGAGCCCAGGAGGAAGCAUAGACUCUGGGUGUUUGCUGUGCUCUAGUGAAAUGGAUGAGUUAGACUGGAGACCUCCGUUACCCCCCAGCCCCCCAUUACCCCGCUAGUUGUGGCUUGACCCCCUGUGGUCCACCCAGGCCUCCCUGUGACUCCAGAAGGCCAGUGAGCUAACCCCCUUCUCGGGAAAAGCUGAGCCUCAGGGCCCACUCUAGCAUCCUGUUCCUAACGUGGCUGCUUGCCUAGCGGGAGCCAUUGUGGGCUGAAAGAGGGAUUAGAGGCCACACUUGGGGCUGGCGGCCCCCCA
Messenger RNA from Mus musculus (house mouse), 3834 nucleotides. It is a transcript of the gene Aldh4a1, whose product is annotated as aldehyde dehydrogenase 4 family, member A1. The record is from RefSeq and is a predicted model, not a curated record. Gene Ontology annotation, biological process: L-proline catabolic process. The coding region runs from base 2047 to 3522 and encodes 491 amino acids. Gene Ontology annotation, cellular component: mitochondrion; mitochondrial matrix. Lineage: Eukaryota; Metazoa; Chordata; Mammalia; Rodentia; Muridae. The transcript is spliced from 14 exons. Gene Ontology annotation, molecular function: identical protein binding; aldehyde dehydrogenase (NAD+) activity; oxidoreductase activity.